This is a messenger RNA of Schizophyllum commune H4-8, 1884 nucleotides long. RefSeq names its product nucleotide-diphospho-sugar transferase. The transcript has 2 exons. Bases 133 to 1602 code for a protein of 489 amino acids. Gene Ontology annotation, biological process: UDP-N-acetylglucosamine biosynthetic process. Gene Ontology annotation, molecular function: UDP-N-acetylglucosamine diphosphorylase activity. The record is from RefSeq and is a predicted model, not a curated record. NCBI's taxonomy places the organism in Eukaryota, Fungi, Basidiomycota, Agaricomycetes, Agaricales, Schizophyllaceae.
CGUCACUGCAGGCACUGCCCAACGGCGAUGCCGGAAACGGAAAAUGGCCUUCUAUAUAGACUUUAAGUAGCUCCCGCGACCAUCACCUCGUCCUUUCUUUCUUGCACCCGUCAUUUCUCUCUACAGUUCACCAUGGCCUCGUACGACGCCCUCCUCCAACGCUACCGCGCCGCUGGGCAGGAGCAUCUCCUCAAAUUCUGGGAGCAGCUGUCUGCUGAAGAGCGGGACGCCCUAGCGAAGCAGCUCGAUGCCCUGGACAUCGAACGCGUCAACCGCAUCUACCAGAAGGCAGUCUCCUCAGAGUCCCAGUCCGCGUCGGAACCCGACACCAUCGAGCCGCUGCCCGAAGACGCGUCGGACUCGGCGUCCUCUGAGAGGAGCUCCGAAUGGCGACGCGCCGGACUCGAGGCGAUCGCGCGCAACGCGGUGGGCGUGCUGCUCAUGGCAGGCGGCCAGGGCACGCGUCUUGGGAGCUCCUCGCCCAAGGGCUGCUACGACAUCGGCCUCCCCUCGCAUAAGACGCUCUUCCAGUACCAGGCAGAGCGCAUCAGCCGGUUGCAGACCGUCGCGGAGGAGGAAUUUGGCAAGCCCAAGGGGUCCGUCACCAUCCCCUGGUAUGUCAUGACGAGCGGGCCUACUCGCCCAGAGACGGAGCGGUUUUUCAAAUCGCACAAGUACUUCGGGCUGGAUCCCAAGAAUGUCAUCUUCUUCGAGCAGGGCACGCUGCCUUGCUUGACCAUGGAUGGCAAAGUUCUUCUGGAUAGCCCAGGACAUGUCGCUGUCGCGCCUGAUGGCAACGGCGGUCUCUACGCUGCUACGCGCGCGCCUUUGGAUCCCAAGGACAAAUCACGCACCGUCCUCUCCGAUCUCGCCGCGCGCAACAUCACCUAUGUGCACGCGUACUGCGUUGACAACUGCCUCGUGCGCGUCGCCGACCCCGUCUUCAUCGGCUACUCUAUUCUCAAGCGAGCGGACUGUGCCGCCAAGGUUGUCCCGAAGGCGUCUCCAACCGAGUCUGUCGGUGUUAUCGCUAUGCGUGGCAACAAGUACUCUGUCGUCGAGUACUCGGAGAUCUCGAAGGAGCAGGCUGAGCGCCGCGACGCGUCUGGCGCGCUCGCCUUCCGUGCGGGCAACAUCGCCAACCACUUCUACACGACGGCCUUCCUCAACCGGGUCGAAGAGUUCGAGAACGACCUCGCGUUCCACAUCGCGCGCAAAAAGAUCGCGCAUGUCGACCUCGAGUCCGGCUCGAUCAUCAAGCCCACGAAGCCGAACGGCAUGAAGCUCGAGAUGUUCGUCUUCGAUGUGUUCCCCUACACGAAGAACUUCGCUGUGCUGGAGGUUGCGCGUAACGAGGAGUUCAGCCCUCUGAAGAACGCGCCGGGGACUGGGUCUGACGAUCCGGAGACCAGCCGCAGGGAUCUACUUGCCCAGCACAAGCGCUUCCUCGAGGCCGCGGGGGCGACCGUGAAGGAGGGCGUUGAGAUCGAGCUGUCGCCGCUCGUCAGCUAUGCAGGGGAGGGACUCGAGAGCGUGAAGGGGAAGACUUACACGAAGUCUGGUAUCGCGGAGGCGUUGGAGGAGCUGGACGCGCUGGUUUGAAGGAACAAAAACAAUGUAACACUUGGACAGUCUCAGCUACUCUACCGCAUAGGAUAAUGUUCUAGGACUGCGUACAACAGUACUACUCGUGGAAGGACAGGUAGACUCAGGGAUCGUAUUGGUACUUGCAUCGUCGAUGGACUCUUGGUUUACCACCGCUUUGAAUCGCAGGCUUUGCCAUCCGUUGUAUCUGCCGUAAUUUUGUGAUGGAAGUCCAAGUAUGGAGUUCACCUAUCGCCUCUGAAUGAGGUCUAUACGUUGAGCGGGGAGCGCAGACAUUGC